Molecule: messenger RNA, 325 nt
Organism: Notothenia coriiceps (black rockcod)
Lineage: Eukaryota; Metazoa; Chordata; Actinopteri; Perciformes; Nototheniidae
Product: vasoactive intestinal polypeptide receptor 2-like
Exons: 4
Coding region: 26-325 (99 amino acids)
Biological process (GO): adenylate cyclase-activating G protein-coupled receptor signaling pathway; positive regulation of cell population proliferation
Cellular component (GO): plasma membrane
Molecular function (GO): growth factor binding; growth hormone-releasing hormone receptor activity; G protein-coupled peptide receptor activity
Source: RefSeq, a predicted model, not a curated record
CACUCUGAACAGAGGAACCGACAACAUGUCCCGUCUCAUCGGAGGGAUCCUGCUCACUCUGUGGCUGCCUCAAACUGUUUUCUCGAGCCUUCACCCUGAAUGUGAGUUCAUAUUCGAGCUGGAGAGAGAGGAGCGUCUCUGCCUUCAGUUCAUCGCCGAGCAGAGCAACACCAGCUCAGAAGGUUGUCAGCCAUUCUGGGACGCUGUGGCCUGCUGGCCUCACGCAGCCGUGGGGGAAACCGUCGAGAGAGGAUGUCCUGCCGUCUUCUCCCUCUUCAGAAACAACACAGGUUACGCUACAGCAACAGUGAUAAAUGGAAUGUAA